ACGGGAGGUGGUGGCCAUCAAGUGCGUGAACAAGAGGAGCCUCAACCGGACGUCGGUGGAGAACCUGCUGACGGAGAUCGAGAUCCUGAAGACCAUCCGCCACCCGCACAUCGUGGAGCUCAAGGACUUCCAGUGGGACAGCGACCACAUCUACCUGAUCAUGGAGUUCUGCGCUGGGGGGGACCUCUCCCGCUUCAUCCGGAUGCGCAGGAUCCUCCCCGAGAAGGUGGCCCGUGUCUUCCUGCAGCAGCUCGCCUGCGCUCUGAAGUUCCUCCACGACCGCAACAUCUCCCACCUGGACCUCAAGCCGCAGAACAUCCUCCUGAGCGCCCCGGAGAACCCCCAGCUGAAGCUGGCAGAUUUCGGCUUUGCCCAGCACAUGUCACCCUGGGAUGAGAAGCACGUCCUGAGGGGCUCCCCACUCUACAUGGCCCCCGAGAUGGUGUGCCGCCAGCAGUACGAUGCCCGGGUGGACCUGUGGUCGGUGGGCGUCAUCCUCUACGAAGCACUUUUUGGGAAGCCACCCUUUGCCUCCCGCUCCUUCGCCGAGCUGGAGGAGAAGAUCCGCAGCGACCGGGCUGUGGAGCUUCCCAGCCGGCCCCCGCUCUCCCCAGAAUGCCGGGAUCUCUUAGGACAGCUCUUGGAGAGGGACCCGUUGAAACGCAUCUCCUUCCAGCGCUUCUUCGCCCACCCUUUCGUGGAUAUGGAGCACGUCCCCGGCCCCGAGAGCCUCUGCAAGGCGACCAACCUGGUGGUGGAGGCGGUGAAGAAGGACCAGGAGGGGGAUGCUCCUGCUGCCCUCUCCCUCUACUGCAAAGCCCUGGAGUAUUUUGUACCAGCUCUGUACUAUGAAAGCGAUGCUCGCCGGAAAGAAGCCAUCCGGGCCAAGGUGGGGCAGUACAUCUCCCGAGCAGAGGAGCUGAAGGCGGUGGUGACCUCCAGCAGCAAGAACCUCCUGCAGCGAGGGAACCCAUCCAGAGAGAUCCUUAAAGAGAUGGCCAAGGACAAGCCUCGGCUGGUCACCGCCCUGGAAAUGGCUUCUGCUGCCAUGGCCAAGGAGGAGGAAGGCAAAGACGAGGGGGACACCCUGGAGCUCUACCAGCAGAGCCUGGAGGAGCUGCUGCUCCUUCUGGCUGCGGAGCCGGCGGGGAGGCGACGGGAGCUGCUCCACGCCGAGAUCCAGACCCUGAUGGGCCGAGCUGAGGAGCUGAAAAAUCAGAUGAAGCAGCGCCUGGUGGCAGGUUUAAUUGACCACGAAGAGAAGGGACCCCUUCAACGGAGAUUCCCCCCCCCCAUCCCUCCAUCCUUCAUUUAUUUCCGCGCUUUAACGAACGGCUCAUUUAAGGCUUUGGCCGUUGGGGGAAACCACUCGCCCCGCGCCCACCAGCAGAAGGUGGCCUGA
Calidris pugnax (ruff) is the source of this 1402-nucleotide messenger RNA. RefSeq names its product unc-51 like kinase 3 (gene ULK3). The record is from RefSeq and is a predicted model, not a curated record. The coding region runs from base 161 to 1402 and encodes 413 amino acids. NCBI's taxonomy places the organism in Eukaryota, Metazoa, Chordata, Aves, Charadriiformes, Scolopacidae. The transcript is spliced from 14 exons. Gene Ontology annotation, cellular component: cytoplasm; autophagosome. Gene Ontology annotation, biological process: peptidyl-serine phosphorylation; autophagosome organization; protein autophosphorylation. Gene Ontology annotation, molecular function: protein serine/threonine kinase activity; ATP binding.